Molecule: messenger RNA, 2605 nt
Organism: Plutella xylostella (diamondback moth)
Lineage: Eukaryota; Metazoa; Arthropoda; Insecta; Lepidoptera; Plutellidae
Product: G-protein coupled receptor Mth2
Biological process (GO): G protein-coupled receptor signaling pathway; cell surface receptor signaling pathway
Cellular component (GO): plasma membrane
Molecular function (GO): G protein-coupled peptide receptor activity
Source: RefSeq, a predicted model, not a curated record
AUUGUAGAAUCACGCUCAAAGUUUAUUUAUAUUUCACAACAUUUGAGUGAGCCUAGCGUUCUUUACGUAAAUAAUAAAAUAGUCGCGUAAUUCACGUUUGAGUUCAACAAUUUACGUAAAUCGGACUCCAACAGUAAAAGUGCACAUAUUUUAGGAUACUUUACUCACCGAAGAUCUGCCAACAGAUGAAUAGUUUGGCGUAAUAAUAAAAGCUUGUGGGAAGUGUAGUGUAUGAGUGCGCGGUGGUGGGAGCAGACGCGGAUCCGCGACGGACUCAAGGGCGGAGCAGCCUCCGGCUACAUUCCGCCGCCCGCCCUCCGCCCCGCGCCCGCCCCGCUGUAAACAAUGCCCGCCGGCGACGGGGAACAUCUGCCGUGAGGCUCACUAGCGCAGCGGCCGGCGCGGCUCCCCGACGCACCAUGUGGCCUCUGCUGGCGUGCGCGCUGAUGCAGCUACUCGCGGGUCAAACAACCAGCGUCAUCGCUACAAAAAAUACGCCGGUUUUUCCCAAAUGCUGCCCCGAUGGACAAGGUUUAGUGCGGGAAUCCGAUGAGUUUCUGAAUAAAAGCUAUACGUGUGUUGAACAUGAACAUGUUGAAAGUAAUUAUAGUGUUGUGGUGCCACCCUUAGUGAUAGGGAGAAGUAUCCCCGUUCGGUACGGGUUCCCUGAAAAUUGUGAUGACUUUGUGGUAACGGAAGUGACGGGUGAUAUCCUGCAGAGCGACAGCGACUGCUACGACAGACUGGCGCUGGAUAUUAUGAAUGGAACCCUCAAAAGCAGUGGCACUUCACCACCAGUGGUGAUGUUGACCUGUGCAGAGAGGACGGGCGUUUCGGGCGCGUACCCAAUCCAUCACAUACGAAAGUGUUGUCCCAAUGGGCAGGAGUACGACACGGAGUACCACAUGUGUCGGGACACAGGCGACGUGGACGGCGAGCAGCGGCUGGUACAGCGGUUCGACCCGAGAGGGGUAAAUGUGUACGCGAUAGAGCAUGGGUUGAUCUGCAAGAGUGAGGAGUACGCGGUGGAGGUGCAAGAAGGAGGGUUCUCGCUGGUGGUGGAGGGCAGCACGCUGCACGUGGGCAGCGGGGGCGCGGCGCCGGCGCUGCGGCGCGGGGAGUGGUGCGGGGAGGCGCGGGGCGGGCGGCUGCUGGCGCGGGUGUGCACCAGAGACUGCCGGCUGUACGACGCCUUCUGCAUGAGGAAGUGCUGCCCGGUGGGCUACCACUACCUGCCGCGCCACUGCGCCACAAACAUCAGCGACUGUGUGCCGAAUGAGGAUGACACUACGCCGUUUAAUUUGUCAUCUUAUUUGGAUCCGUUGACCAGAGACUCGCGCUUUAAUAAGGAUGCGAUGGGGUUCCGUUCAUCCCUCCGCUGCGCUAAAGGCAAGUUCAUGCUGGACCGCACGUUCGACUGGUACCAGCUGGCGUCCUCGGGACAGCUGCUGACGACCGCAGCCCUCGGGGGGCCCCUGGACCAGUACUGCAUCGAGACCUUCGACCGGCGGCCCUGUGGACACGGCAUCACCGUCGACCCACUCAUUUGUUUCGUCGACUCCACCAAAAAGGACUUCAAUGCCUCUUCUAUUGCCCUGAGCAUAUCCUGCGUGUUCCUCCUGCUCACGCUGGUGGUGUACCUGGCGCUGCCGGAGCUGCGCAACCUGCACGGCCGCACGCUCAUCUGCCACGUGUCCAUGAUGCUGCUCGCCUACUGCUGCCUCGUCAGCGUGCAGCGCGCCCGGAUCGAGAACACUGUCGUUUGCACUAUGCUGGGAUACGGCAUGUACUUCGGCUUCGUGUCCGCCUUCGCGUGGCUGAACGUCAUGUGCCUCGACAUCUGGUGGACAUUUGGGAGCGUGCGCAGCGUGCAGCCCAUGCGGCGCGCGGGGGCGGAGCGGCGGCGCUUCGCGUGGUACUCGCUGGCCGCGUGGGGCGCCUCCGUGUCCCUCACCGGCGCCAUGCUGCUGCUCGACCUGUACCCUGUGGCCGACGUGCUGGAUGCUAAUAUUGGGAAUAACUCCUGCUGGUUCGGCUCCUUACAAAACUCCUCCACCGACUGGCCGCACUACAUCUUCUUCGUGAUCCCCAUGGGGCUGGUGUCGUGCGUGAACUUCGUGCUGUGGGUGCUGACGGCGCGCCACUGCCACCGGGUGAAGGCCGAGGUGCACCGCUUCCAGGCCGGCUCUGCGGGUGACAGGGCCAAGUUCCGCUUCAGGGCUGAUCAUGCACGCUACACACUGACAGUAAAGCUGUGGGUGGUGAUGGGCGCGACCUGGGUCUGGGAGACGGUGUCCACGAUGCUGUCGGAGCCGCGCUGGCUGUGGGGCGCCGUGGACCUGGUCAACGAGCUGCAGGGCGUCUCCAUCUUCAUCAUACUGGUCAUGAAGCCGAAGCUCUACUACCUUAUUAGGAAGAAACUCGGUUGCACUCGGAUUCAGAAAGAAACAAGGUUGGAGAAGCCAGAUGCCAACAAGAACGGGACUUCCUCGACGGCUCGCACGUCCUCAACCUUCCUCUCCAGAACCAUCAGCACUGAGGAACGAGCGCUGCAGAGGGUGUCUCAACCUGUUGCAUCUAAAAAUAAAGACUAGUUUAUACAUUG